AGUUUGGAGGGAAUCGGAAGCCAUGAACCGGCGAGAAGGAGAGGAGAGAGAUGGCGCCAAGAUUCUCCUGGCAUCGGUGGCCGCGAUGGCGGCGGAGACGGCGACAUUUCCCAUAGACAUCACGAAGACAAGGCUUCAGCUUCACGGCGAGUCCGUCUCCUCUCCGGUCCGUUCCGCCUCAGCCGUCCGUGUCGCCGCCGAGAUUGUCCGUCGCGAAGGCCCUCGGGGACUCUACAAGGGCUUGUCUCCGGCAAUAAUCAGGCACCUCUUCUACACUCCCACUCGAAUCGUCGGUUACGAGCACUUGCGCGGCACUUUCGUCUCCACCGAUAAUUCACUUUCUCUCCCUGUCAAAACGCUCCUCGGCGGCAUUUCCGGCCUCAUUGCACAGUUAAUUGCAAGCCCUGCUGAUCUUGUUAAGGUCAGAAUGCAAGCAGAUGGUUGUCUGAUGAGCCAAGGUCUCCAACCCAGGUACUCAGGGCCUAUUGAUGCUUUCAGUACAAUCUUACGAACAGAAGGCUUCAUAGGACUUUGGAAAGGCGUCUUCCCAAAUGUCCAAAGGGCAUUUCUAGUGAACAUGGGAGAACUAGCUUGCUAUGAUCAUGCAAAACGAUUUGUUAUUCACAACCGGCUUGCUGGUGACAACAUUUAUGCCCACACAUUGGCCUCGUUCAUGUCCGGUCUUUCAGCAACCCUUUUGAGUUGUCCAGCUGAUGUAGUUAAGACGAGAAUGAUGAAUCAGAGAGCAGACAAGGAAGGCGAGGUUAAAUAUAGAAACUCUUAUGACUGUCUUGUGAAGACUGUUAAAAUAGAAGGGCUUAGAGCACUUUGGAAGGGUUUCUUUCCCACAUGGGCAAGGCUUGGACCCUGGCAAUUUGUGUUCUGGGUCUCCUAUGAAAAAGUCCGUCAAAUUACUGGGCUUUCUUCUUUCUGAUGAAUUCUUUAAUCCAUGUAAAAUCUGCUUAUGCUUUUACAUAGCAUUAUUACUUGUUAGUUCUUAGAGCAAUUUGGAAGGGUUUCUUUCCCACAUGGGCAAGGCUUAGACCCUGGCAAUUUGUGUUCUGGGUCCCCUAUGAAAAAGUCCGUCAAAUUAAUGGGCUUUCUACUUUCUGAUGAAUUCUUUGAUCCAUGUAAAAUCUGCUUAUACUUUUACAUAGUAUUAUUACUUGUUAGUUCAACCCAGACCAUGAACCCUUUAUGUGGUUCAUCAGAUUCUGGGCUUGCAGAUCUCUCAAAUUCUUGGGGAACGUGCAGUUCUUCAAUUCUGAUUUACUGAUUGGUCUGUAAUCCCAACAAAAAGGGCCGAGAUCUCAUAACUGGCUACGUGCAAAGGUUCCCUCUCUACCCCAUCAACAAUUUCUUGAAACUCCGAUAUGAAAGGAGCCCUUCAGAAUUUGGGCACUUUCAUUCGGUGGUUGCAUGGUAUUUUGAGUGGGUUGGAGUGAAUGGCUGUCAUUAACUGAGGCAAUUUACAAGGGUUGUUGGCUGUUGGCCCUGUGAUUAGCCAAUUAUGAGUGGCUAUAUUGAAGUGCUAACCAAACGUAGCGUUGGCAUCGUGUAAUUGAGUUCGUUGCUUGCUGCUGCACAUGGUGUAAAUGAAAGCCUUGUAAAUGGAUGAUUUACGCCGAUUGCUGUAAAUGUGGACGCUUGGGUGAUGCUCAAAGCUGUUGGCUUUCUAGAUCUCUCUGAUAUUAUGAUAAACCUACUUGUGUACGCCGUUCCCGUGUUGUCUCCGCAGCUACUCGAGCGCUCAAGUAACUACGGGGUGAUGAAAUUUCAGUCAUCUGAGAUAGUUCCAUCUGCCCCAUUUCUUUAAAUCUGCAGAUUGGAAAUAUCGUUGUUAAAUUGUUUGAAAUUUGCAAGAAAAAGAACGAUAAGAGGUCUUAGGACAGUUUUUCGCAAAUAUUACAAUACUUAAGUCACACACUGAAUACUUGAAUGAUGUGUUAAAAUCAA
This is a messenger RNA of Diospyros lotus (date-plum), 1956 nucleotides long. RefSeq names its product mitochondrial uncoupling protein 3. Gene Ontology annotation, biological process: response to cold; transmembrane transport. Lineage: Eukaryota; Viridiplantae; Streptophyta; Magnoliopsida; Ericales; Ebenaceae. The record is from RefSeq and is a predicted model, not a curated record. The transcript is spliced from 3 exons. Bases 23 to 934 code for a protein of 303 amino acids.